AUGUUCGGAUGCUUGGUCGCGGGACGGCUCCUCCAAACCAAUCUGCAGCAGGUCGACGAAACGCACGCGAUCUUUGAGUUGCCAUCCGCAGGAUCCAUCAAUCAUGUUUGUGUGUUCUUGCUCGGCACCGCACCCUUUCCAGACGGAUAUGGCGCGACGGUACAUUUCUUUUGGCCUGGGAAAGGGUUUCAACUCUUGGGAAUGCUUUCCAACGACAAGCCAUCGGCGAUAUUUCGACUUCGCGGCACUUUUUCUGCUCAGACGACGGACGCGCACGCAGUGUUCUCUGGCGCAGCAUCAGAUGUAUCGCCUGCAGAUGUCACCGCGAUCCUUGGGCUGUCUAUCGAGCCCCUCCCGCAAAUCAUGCAAGAAGUAUCGAGCCUCCCUUCCGCGAUGGUCAAGGCGAACAACAACCCGACCGCGGACGCAACCCGGCUGGCGGAGCGUAUCGUCAAGCACCUCUUCAACUAUGUGUCGAGCUUCGUCGGGGGCAAUCCCUCGGCGAUGUCGCCGGACUUCUUGGUCCCGAUGGGCGUCAUCGCGAAGUGGUACGAGAACUUCAUGGGAAAGGUCAGGAACACAGGGAUAGCGUUCUUGGAGAGGGAGGAGUAG
Messenger RNA from Trametes versicolor FP-101664 SS1, 612 nucleotides. Its product is annotated as DUF775-domain-containing protein. The transcript is spliced from 3 exons. NCBI's taxonomy places the organism in Eukaryota, Fungi, Basidiomycota, Agaricomycetes, Polyporales, Polyporaceae. Gene Ontology annotation, biological process: protein import into nucleus. The coding region runs from base 1 to 612 and encodes 203 amino acids. Gene Ontology annotation, molecular function: nuclear import signal receptor activity. Gene Ontology annotation, cellular component: nucleus; cytosol. The record is from RefSeq and is a predicted model, not a curated record.